Messenger RNA from Phycomyces blakesleeanus NRRL 1555(-), 951 nucleotides. RefSeq lists its product as hypothetical. Gene Ontology annotation, cellular component: intracellular anatomical structure. NCBI's taxonomy places the organism in Eukaryota, Fungi, Mucoromycota, Mucoromycetes, Mucorales, Phycomycetaceae. Bases 1 to 810 code for a protein of 269 amino acids. Gene Ontology annotation, molecular function: oxidoreductase activity, acting on NAD(P)H, oxygen as acceptor. The transcript is spliced from 3 exons. The record is from RefSeq and is a predicted model, not a curated record.
AUGAAUCCUUCUGAUGCAAAUGCUCCCGUAUCAUUCACCCUCAAAGGAAAAGUAGCUGUUGUAACGGGUGGUGCGCGAGGCCUGGGUUAUGAAAUGAUGCUUGGACUGGCAGAGAAUGGUGCUUCUGUAGCCUGCAUUGAUAUCUUAAAAGAAACAGGCACAAAGGCAAUUGAAUGUAUUCAACAAAAAUGCUCAGUUCAGGCAUCUAGCUGGGCCUGCAAUGUUACUGACGACAAAGCAGUGUCAAACGUAUUUGAUCAAAUUUUUCAAAAACAUGGCAGAAUUGAUAUAUUAGUUACUGCAGCUGGUAUUAAUAAGAUGUGUCCUGCAAUUGAAUACACUGCUGUCGACUUUCGAACAAUAUUUGAUGUGAAUGUGAAUGGAACCUUUUUUUGUGUUCAACAAGCAGCAAAGAGAAUGAUGGAAAAAGGAACAGGAGGAUCAAUUAUUACUAUUGCUUCCAUGUCAGCCCAUAUCACCAAUCGUCCUCAGUGCCAUGCCCCUUACAAUGCCACCAAGGCGGCUGUUCUUCAACUCACUAAAUCAUUAGCUUGUGAAUGGGCACCUCAUAAUAUUCGGGUUACAGCUAUUUCACCUGGUUAUUUUGACACAGAAAUGAAUCAAGCUAUAUUGGACCAACAAGGAGAAGGAGGAAAGGCUUUGCGGAAAGAGUGGGAAAGUCUGGUUCCAAAAGGACGUAUGGGUAUGCCUCAUGAGCUCAAAGGUGUUGUUGUAUUUUUGGCUUCGGAAGCUGCUUCUUACGUUACUGGUACAGAAGUAAUUGUUGACGGCGGAUACACCGCAUGGUGAAAGCAAAUACGUAUCCAUUAAAUUAUGAUGUUUUGUAUUUAUAUAUAUAUAUAUUCUUAUUACUAUUAUUAUACGAAAUACACCCCUUUAAAAUACGCCCUUGUUGGUAACAAAUAAACAAACUUUAAGUAGUGUUACAUG